GGAAAGCGAUAGUUUGUGCAUCUUCUAAUAAAAGGGGCAGGCAGCGGCGGAAAACGAAACUUCGCCGGGGACUCUUCCUUUAGCCGGCUGCGUCUGCAGGUUGGAGCAGAAGAGUUUUUGGGGAAAGUCUUUCUUUAAUUGCGCGGUGCUGCUCUCGGCCCGCUGGAUUCCUUUUGAUCUCGGCUGAGGUUGUAAAAAGCUCACCCUGGGUCGCCGGUCACCCAAGAAGGGCAUUAAAUGCCCUAAAUGUCAUGACACUCAAAAUGCAUCACACAAGUUCUGCAGUAAUUGUGGAGGACAGUUGACUCCGUCUUGCAGUGUGCAAAACAGGAGGGAUGAAGAAAAGACUUCAGUGGUAGAGAUGGAACCUGAUGGAGACUUGAGGGUGGAGAGUUCUCCUUUGUCAGGAUCAUUGGUGAAUGAGCAGCCAUCUAGCGAACAAAUGCCUGGGGCGUCUGAAGAGUCUCUAUCAGCCUCCCAAAAGCGAGCAAUAAAAACUCUGAAUGCUGGUGACUGGGAUAUGUUGGAUGACAGUAAUCAUCCUCCUUCCAGAAAAAAACGAAGGGAGAACCUAUGCCUAAAGGAGGGCAGUAAACUAUGCCCAGUUCCUCAGCAGAAGAACAGGAAAAGGAACAAGAAGAAGACUUCUCCAGAUAGUGAAUUGCAUAGUUCCUUGUCAAGCUUAAGUUCAGCUCCGUCCAGUCUUGAUUGUUCACUUACUCCAGAUGUGGCUAAUGUGAGAAUCCCAGUAGAAGAAAGUCAACACUCAGAGGCUAAGUCGAUUGACUUAAUGCCAUCCAUUGAGGAUAGUAGUGGCCAGAUUAGAAAUAUCUCCUUCCACGCAGAUCAGAGCCAAGAAUUUGUGAGCAGAACAGGAAUCCAGAAUCAGCCAGAACAAAAUAAGAAAAAUGAUGCAGUAAGUCAACCUGCUGUUACUGCUGUCACGGGGGAGAAGAUGGAAGAGGAUAGUUCCAGAAAGGUUGAUAUAGUUGGUGAGCAGAUAGAUACUAGCAAGAAACAAUGUGCCACCAGUUCUGUUGGACCUGGACAACUUUCAGAGAAUACAAGCAAUAUAUCAAAUGAAAGUGUUAUACAACCUGUUUCUAAGGGAAACACUGACAGCAGAUCUUCAGAUCUCAAUGUUAAUGUUACAUCUACGGAGGAAAAAAAAUCAGGAUCGAGCACUGAAUAUCAAAACUGUGGAACGAAGAGAUCUUUGCCUGAAUCUAAAAUGAAAAAUAACAAUUCAACAGAAGUUAAGGAAGAGGCCAAGCAACAGAAGAGUGCUUCUAGUUCAAAAAGAGCAAAGGUAAAUGUGGCCCAACAGGAGUAUGUCUCUGAAAAGGGACAAAAAAUAUGCACUCCGGUGGAAGAGUCUGGGGAAGAAAGGAGGGAUUCUGCUGCUGCUGGAAAUCAAAGGCCUCAGAGAAGAAAAGAGGAAGAGAGGAAUCAUGAAGUCCCUGCUGUCAAACAAAAUCACACACCUACGGAGAAUAUUACGGUUUAUUUCCAUGCUAUUCUAUCUAACGACUUCAAGAUGAAUCCUGAGAAGCAUAAAGUGUUCAUUCUGGCAGGGGGAAUUUCUGACUAUAUUGACUGGAAAGAUCAUGUAUGUGAGCUGAACUGUACCCAAGAUCUUGGAGAUCAUGGAUACCUGAUUGAAGGCCACACCAUAAUUUCUAAGGAAAACCUGGAUAAAGAAAUUUCUUAUAAAUACGUUGUUAAACGUGACAAACAACUGUUGUAUGAAUUCAUUUACAAACCUGCUUCAGAAGGACUCCAUGUAGAUCGCUCCUUGUAUUUAUCAUCAAAAUCGAUAAGUGGUACAGAUUGGCAUCAGUACGAUGACAUAAUAUGCACUAAACCUGGGGAGAGUAUGUGGACAAAAAUUAAGAAUCAAAUUCCAUUUGGGAAAGAUAAGGAAAAGGAUGUUGUGAAAGGGAAAUGUAUAGCCGCAAGAAUAAUGCUGGACAGCCUCUUCAGUAUACUUAAAACGUGGAGUCGGAUUAACAUCAAAAGCUUUUUCCAGCAGUUCCAACAAUUUUACUGUGUAAAUAAAAGGAUAAUGGUACAUGAAGAAUGUCGAAAAGAAUGGAAAGAGCUACAAUUUGGAGAAGAGCAGUUGCAAGAUUUGAUUAUGAAUUACUUGAUGGAACAAUCAAGUAACAUCCUCAAACAGAACACUUUGAUGUGGGAUAAACUAGGUCUAGCAUUGAUCACCCUUACAUUAGUAAAAGAUUACAAUCUUCGACUGUCCAAAGAGGGAUUGGAACAGUUAUGCAUGUUUCUUUGUCUGGAGAACUCACCAGCAGAUGUAAAUGAAACCAAGCGCUUCAGAGAGAUGUUUUCAGAGUGUCAGGGUGUGGAGGAGAAGUUGAUAAUUCUCUGUAACAGCUGUAUUGAAGAAAAGAUUCACCAGUGGGUGUGGACACUCCCAGUUCUUUACCUAUUUACUUUGACUGAUUCUGAAUGUAAGAUUAGGACUUGGCAUGCAUCAGAAGAGAAAUGGGCAAGAUUGGAAGGUAUUCAGUAUUUGGGGAUCAGAGAUCAAAACAUAAACUUCAAUAGGAAUCUAAUAAUGCAAAAGAAGCAUUUGCUGAAAGGAAACCAAACAUUAUUCAGAUCCUGGUUCUGCUUGUUACGAUUGUGUGACCUGGUAGAAUUUAUCUCUGGCCCUUACGUUGAUCCAUUUGACUGUCUUCUGGGAACUUUUUAUAGACUGAAGAACUUGAGAAUUGACUGCCAGAAUUGUCAGGAUGUAAAAAAGCUUUUAGAAAAAUUGUUGCACAUCCUGUCAGAAAAAAAGAUUACAAUUCAGCAAGGUGAUUGGAAACACUCUGCUGUUGCCUGUCAAAAACUUCAUGAGAUGUGCAGCCAUCAGGUUCCAGCAAUACCACAUUACAAGUUAUUAGCUACAGCAGUUGAGAUUGUUUCAACAGUUCUUGCACUCGAACCCUCAGAG
Protobothrops mucrosquamatus (brown spotted pit viper) is the source of this 2962-nucleotide messenger RNA. RefSeq names its product E3 ubiquitin-protein ligase RNF213-like. Gene Ontology annotation, cellular component: membrane; cytosol; nucleolus. The annotation marks the transcript as partial. The transcript has 14 exons. NCBI's taxonomy places the organism in Eukaryota, Metazoa, Chordata, Lepidosauria, Squamata, Viperidae. Gene Ontology annotation, biological process: ubiquitin-dependent protein catabolic process; sprouting angiogenesis; negative regulation of non-canonical Wnt signaling pathway. Gene Ontology annotation, molecular function: ubiquitin-protein transferase activity; ATP hydrolysis activity. The record is from RefSeq and is a predicted model, not a curated record.